AUGAUAACAGGCUGUGCUCAUAAUGGCGAUUGUAAUGCUGCUAUUGAGCUCUUUCGUGACAUGAAAAUAAACAAUUUUCAGCCGGAUAACUACACCUACACAAGCAUGUUAUCAGGGUUGUCUCUUAUAGCUGAGCACGAAUUACAUUGUCAGCAGCUACACUCUGAAAUUGUGAAGUCUGGAACCGGGUUUGUCACAUCGGUUGUAAACUCUCUUAUUUCUCUUUAUAUCAGGUGUUCUUCUUCACCUUUCGUAACACCUUCUUUUAUUAAUGGAUGCUGCACAAAAACUGUUUGA
Molecule: messenger RNA, 297 nt
Organism: Lactuca saligna
Lineage: Eukaryota; Viridiplantae; Streptophyta; Magnoliopsida; Asterales; Asteraceae
Source: the annotation of a GenBank genome assembly